GCUAGGCCGGCCGCCGUUCCCAAGAUGGCCGCGGCGCGCACGGCUCCUGCGGCGGGCUAGAGGCGGAGGCGGAGUCGAGUCACUCCCGCACCCGCUGGCUCCGGGUCUUCCGCACCAGGCUGCAGCUGACGACCCUCCGCGGUCAUGCGGGGCUCGGUGCACGGAUGAGAGACGCCAUUGCCGAGCCGGUGCCCCCUCCUGCCCUCGCCGUCACCCCUGCAGCCGCCAUGGAGGAGCCGCGGCGACCGCCGCCGCCACCGCCGGAACCCGAGCCCGAGCCGGAGUGCUGCCCGGCGGCGAGGCAGGAGCGCGUGUUGGGAGAGUCAGCUUGCAAGAGUCUGGAAUCUGACCCAGAGGACUUUCUGGAGGAAGCAAAUACAGAGAACCUCUAUGGCACCUCACCUCCAAGCACACCACGACAGAUGAAACGCCAGUCAACCAAGCACCAGAGGAAUAGCGUAGGGAGGCCAGCCAGUCGAACAAAUCUGAAAGAAAAAAUGAACACACCAAGUCAGUCUCCACACAAAGAUUUGGGGAAGGGAGCGGAGACCGUGGAAGAAUACAGCUACAAGCAGGAGAAGAAGAUCCGCGCGACUCUGAGAACCACAGAGCGAGACCAUAAGAAAAGCGCCCAGUGUUCCUUCAUGCUGGACUCAGUGGCUGGGUCUUUGCCAAAAAAACCAAUUCCAGAUGUGGACCUCAAUAAGCCUUACCUCAGCCUCGGCUGUAGCAACGCCAAGCUGCCCGUCUCCAUGCCCAUGCCUAUAGCUAGAACUGCGCGGCAGACCUCGCGGACUGACUGCCCAGCGGAUCGGCUAAAGUUCUUUGAAACACUGCGCCUUUUGCUAAAGCUUACCUCAGUCUCGAAGAAGAAGGACAGAGAGCAGAGGGGACAGGAAAACACAGCUGCUUUCUGGUUCAACCGAUCAAACGAACUGAUCUGGUUAGAGCUCCAGGCCUGGCACGCAGGCCGCACCAUCAAUGACCAGGACCUCUUUUUAUACACGGCCCGCCAAGCCAUCCCAGACAUCAUCAAUGAAAUCCUCACAUUCAAGGUUAACUAUGGGAGCAUUGCCUUCGCUAGAAGCGGAGCUGGUUUCAAUGGUGCUUCACUAGAAGCGCAGUGCAGAGCCAGAGCUCCGCACGGGGCGAGCAGCGUGGCCCACUCAGCGUACCACGAGCACCUCCAGCGCCAGAGGGUCUCGUUUGAGCAGGUAAAGCGGAUAAUGGAGCUGCUAGAGCACAUGGAGGCGCUUUAUCCGUCCUUGCAGGCCCUGCAGAAGGACUACGAGAGAUACGCGGCGAAGGACUUUGAGGACAGAGUGCGGGCACUCUGUCUGUGGCUAAACAUCACAAAAGACUUAAAUCAGAAGCUGAGGAUUAUGGGUACUGUUCUGGGCAUCAAGAACUUAUCAGACAUUGGCUGGCCAGUGUUUGAAAUCCCUUCCCCUCGACCAUCCAAAGGCUACGAGCCGGAAGACGAGGGUGAGGACACAGAGGGAGAACUGAGAGAGCUGGAGAGUGGGACAGAGGAGAGUGACGAAGAACGAACCCCGAGUCCAAGAGUGCCGGAGCUCAGGCCGUCCACACACAACUUUCUGGAUACCCAUUCGCGGGACUGUGUGUCCAGGAAACUUGAGAGGCUCGAAUCCGAGGAGAAUUCUGUGGGCUGGGGAGCGGCAGACUGUGGCGCCGAAGCCGGUGUCAGCAGGCUCUGUUUGACUUCUAUCUACAGACCAUUCGUGGACAAAGCUCUGAAGCAGAUGGGGCUAAGAAAGUUAAUCUUACGACUUCAUAAGCUAAUGGAUGGCUCCUUGCAAAGGGCUCGUGUGGCCCUGGCGAAGAGUGACCGUCCAGUGGAGUUCUCUGACUUUCCAGGUCCCAUGUGGGGCUCGGAUUAUGUGCAGUUGUCGGGGACACCGCCCUCCUCAGAGCAGAAGUGCAGUGCUGUGUCUUGGGAAGAGCUGAAGGCCAUGGACCUGCCCUCCUUCGAGCCUGCCUUCCUCGUGCUCUGCCGCGUCCUGCUCAACGUCAUCCACGAGUGUCUGAAGCUGCGGCUGGAGCAGAGGCCUGCCGGAGAGCCAUCUCUCCUGAGCAUCAAACAGCUAGUGCGCGAGUGUAAAGAGGUCCUGAAGGGGGGUCUGCUGAUGAAGCAGUAUUACCAGUUCAUGCUGCAGGAGGUUCUGGACGGCUUGGAGAAGACCGACUGCGACAUGGAUGCUUUUGAGGAGGACCUGCAGAAGAUGCUGAUGGUAUACUUUGAUUACAUGAGAAGCUGGAUCCACAUGCUGCAGCAGUUACCUCAGGCUUCCCACAGCUUAAAGAACCUGCUAGAAGAAGAAUGGAACUUCACCAAAGAAAUAACUCAUUACAUCCGCGGAGGAGAAGCACAGGCUGGGAAGCUUUUCUGUGACAUUGCCGGGAUGCUACUGAAAUCCACGGGGAGCUUUCUGGAAUCCGGCCUACAGGAGAGCUGUGCUGAGCUCUGGACCAGCGCUGAUGACAGCAGUGCGGCGGAUGAGUUAAGGAGAUCUGUCAUAGAGAUCAGCCGGGCACUCAAGGAGCUCUUCCACGAAGCCAGGGAAAGGGCCUCCAAGGCACUGGGCUUUGCUAAAAUGCUAAGGAAGGACCUGGAAAUAGCAGCAGAGUUUGUACUGUCUGCCUCGGUCCGAGAGCUCCUGGAUGUUCUGGAAGCAAAGCAGUAUGUUAAGGUGCAGAUUCCUGGGCUGGAGAAUUUGCACGUGUUUGUUCCUGACAGCCUUGCAGAGGAGAAGAAAAUUAUUCUGCAGUUACUCAAUGCUGCCACGGGAAAGGACUGCUCAAAGGACCCAGACGACGUCUUCAUGGACGCCUUUCUGCUGCUGACCAAGCACGGGGACCGAGCCCGGGACUCGGAGGACAGCUGGGGCACGUGGGAAGCCCGGGCUGUCAAAAUCGUGCCCCAGGUGGAGACUGUUGACACCCUGAGAAGCAUGCAGGUGGACAAUCUUCUGCUGGUUGUCAUGGAGUCUGCUCAUCUCAUACUUCAGAGAAAAGCUUUCCAACAGUCCAUUGAGGGGCUGAUGACUCUACGCCAUGAGCAGACGUCCAGUCAGCCUGUCAUUGCCAAAGCUUUGCAGCAGCUUAAGAACGAUGCCCUUGAGCUGUGCAACAGAAUAAGCGAUGCCAUUGACCGAGUGGAGCACAUGUUCACCCUGGAGUCUGAUGCUGAGGCUGACGAGUCCGAGUCUGCCACGCUGCAGCAGUACUACCGAGAGGCCAUGAUUCAGGGCUACAACUUUGGGUUCGAGUAUCAUAAAGAAGUUGUUCGUUUGAUGUCUGGAGAAUUCAGACAGAAGAUAGGAGACAAAUACAUAAGUUUUGCCCAGAAGUGGAUGAAUUAUGUCCUGACCAAAUGUGAGAGUGGUAGAGGCACAAGACCCAGGUGGGCCACUCAAGGAUUUGAUUUCCUACAAGCCAUUGAACCUGCCUUUAUCUCAGCUUUACCAGAAGACGACUUCCUGAGUUUGCAAGCCUUGAUGAAUGAGUGUAUUGGCCAUGUCAUAGGCAAGCCACACAGCCCUGUCACAGCUAUCCAUCGGAACAGCCCCCGGCCUGUGAAGGUGCCCCGGUGCCACAGUGACCCUCCUAACCCUCACCUCAUCAUCCCAACUCCAGAGGGAUUCAGCACCCGGAGUGUGCCUUCCGACGCUCGGAACCAUGGCAACUCUGCCGCUGCCGCCGCCGCCGCUGCCGCCACCGCUGCUACUGGCCGCCCUGGCCCAGGUGGUGGUGACUCCGCGCCGGCCAAAGCUGUCAACACUGCCCCUGAUACCAGAGGUUCCAGUGUCCCUGAAAAUGACCGCUUGGCAUCCAUAGCUGCAGAACUGCAGUUCAGGUCUCUGAGUCGACACUCAAGCCCUACAGAAGAGCGAGACGAGCCAGCAUAUCCGCGAAAUGACUCAAGUGGAUCAGCACGGAGAAGUUGGGAACUUCGCACACUCAUUAGCCAGACCAAAGACUCUGCCUCUAAGCAGGGGCCUAUAGAAGCUAUCCAGAAGUCAGUCCGGCUCUUUGAAGAGAGGAGGUAUCGAGAAAUGAGGAGAAAGAAUAUCAUUGGCCAAGUUUGUGACACCCCUAAAUCCUAUGAUAACAUCAUGCAUGUUGGAUUGAGGAAGGUGACGUUUAAGUGGCAAAGAGGAAACAAAAUCGGAGAAGGGCAGUAUGGGAAGGUGUAUACGUGCAUCAGCGUCGACACGGGGGAGCUCAUGGCCAUGAAGGAGAUCCGAUUUCAGCCUAAUGACCAUAAAACCAUCAAGGAAACUGCAGAUGAGCUGAAAAUAUUUGAAGGCAUCAAGCACCCCAACCUGGUCCGGUAUUUUGGUGUGGAGCUUCACAGGGAAGAGAUGUACAUCUUCAUGGAGUACUGCGACGAGGGCACGCUGGAGGAGGUGUCAAGGCUGGGCCUUCAGGAGCACGUCAUCAGGCUGUAUUCCAAGCAGAUCACUGUUGCCACCAAUGUCCUCCACGAGCACGGCAUCGUUCACCGAGACAUCAAAGGUGCCAAUAUCUUCCUUACGUCAUCUGGACUAAUCAAACUGGGAGAUUUUGGAUGUUCAGUAAAGCUUAAAAACAACGCCCAGACCAUGCCUGGUGAGGUGAACAGCACCCUGGGAACAGCAGCUUACAUGGCACCUGAAGUUAUCACCCGAGCCAAAGGAGAAGGCCAUGGCCGUGCUGCAGAUGUCUGGAGUCUGGGCUGCGUCGUCAUAGAGAUGGUGACUGGCAAGCGGCCUUGGCAUGAGUACGAACAUAACUUCCAGAUUAUGUACAAAGUGGGAAUGGGACACAAGCCACCGAUUCCCGAGAGGUUAAGCCCCGAAGGGAAGGACUUUCUCUCGCACUGCCUGGAGAGUGACCCAAAGAUGAGAUGGACAGCCAGCCAGCUCCUCGACCACGCUUUUGUCAAGGUUUGCACAGAUGAAGAGUGACGCUAACCAGUCCGUGGCCUAGGAGUGUGUGCACAGCAUCCCCUGAUCACUACUGUAUGUAAUAUUUACAUAAAGACUGCGGAGUGCAGUGCAGCCCUUUUAGCCUCUGACACUGAAGAGCACACAGGGGACAAGCCUCCCUUCUCCUGCUGCUCCUGUUGGGACACGGGACGCUCCUAAGGACAGUGUUGACAAGGUUAAAGACGCUGCGUGUUAAGUGCCAUUACUACUGUACACGGACCACCGCCUCUGUCUCCUCCGUUCCUCCUGUGACCGAGAACCGUGACAUCAGUGUAGUGUUUUUGAGCUUCCAGGGUUCAGAAGAAACUGUAGUGUUAUCAGGUGUCCAGGACCGUAUUUUAAUCUCCCGUUUGUUGAAUGCUUUGACUGUGAAACCUCCUUGUUGGCAAGCUGCAGGUUUGUUACGCAAAGGCUCGUAAGUGAAACUGAAGAAAAAGCUCUUUUUCAAUAAAUGGUUUAUUUUAGGAAAGCUAAGUUGGUGUCUGUUUCUG
This is a messenger RNA of Acomys russatus (golden spiny mouse), 5482 nucleotides long. It is a transcript of the gene Map3k4, whose product is annotated as mitogen-activated protein kinase kinase kinase 4. Gene Ontology annotation, molecular function: ATP binding; protein kinase activity. The record is from RefSeq and is a predicted model, not a curated record. Bases 165 to 4970 code for a protein of 1601 amino acids. NCBI's taxonomy places the organism in Eukaryota, Metazoa, Chordata, Mammalia, Rodentia, Muridae. The transcript has 27 exons. Gene Ontology annotation, biological process: protein phosphorylation; MAPK cascade.